Molecule: messenger RNA, 1068 nt
Organism: Nymphalis io (European peacock)
Lineage: Eukaryota; Metazoa; Arthropoda; Insecta; Lepidoptera; Nymphalidae
Gene: acj6
Product: inhibitory POU protein
Exons: 4
Coding region: 1-1068 (355 amino acids)
Biological process (GO): regulation of transcription by RNA polymerase II
Molecular function (GO): DNA-binding transcription factor activity, RNA polymerase II-specific; RNA polymerase II cis-regulatory region sequence-specific DNA binding
Source: RefSeq, a predicted model, not a curated record
AUGAAGUCCGGUGGGGGGCUGAUGGCACCUCCCGGCUGUUUUCCAGGCCGGUACAGCCCCACAUACCGCAGCUCUGAUCCACGGCGCUGCGUGCCCAAUCCAUCCAGUCGAAUAUUGGAGGAUGCCUCGUUGAUGUGCAAUUCGUGGUCACCGAGGCACAACGGUGAUAUAUUUGGAGGCCUCAAUGAUGGUUUGCUGAGUAGAGCGGAGGCCUUGGCCGCCGUGGACAUCGGUAAACAUCAAUCAGGACCCCAGCCCGGACCUCCGCUGCCACAGCUCAAGCACGACAUGGUCUACCACCACGGUGUCGGUGGUCCCCCUCCGCACAACGCAAGACCUCAUCAGCCAUUUUUUCCGCAGAUGGGCCAUCAUGGUAUGGAAGGUUUGGAUAUGCUUGAUCCACUCACAUCAUCAUCCAUGACCACCCUGGCACCGAUGGGAGAAGCGGCGCCACCUCAUCACCAAUUGCAUGGCUAUGGAGCCAUGAACCACGUUAUGAACCAUCAUCACCACCCUGGAGGUUUAGGUCAUGCACCACCAGCGCACCUUGGUCAUCCCUCUGCUGCUCUUCAUCCUGAUACAGAUACUGAUCCUCGAGAACUCGAAGCCUUUGCAGAGAGAUUUAAGCAACGAAGAAUAAAACUUGGUGUGACUCAAGCGGAUGUCGGGAAAGCGCUAGCCAAUUUAAAACUGCCAGGGGUUGGGGCUCUUUCUCAAAGUACAAUCUGUAGAUUUGAGAGCUUGACAUUAAGUCAUAAUAAUAUGAUUGCUUUAAAACCUAUACUACAAGCUUGGUUGGAAGAAGCAGAAGCUCAAGCUAAGAAUAAAAGACGAGAUCCAGACGCACCAAGUGUAUUACCAGCCGGCGAAAAGAAGCGAAAGAGAACAUCCAUAGCCGCACCAGAAAAGAGAAGCCUUGAAGCUUAUUUUGCAGUUCAGCCACGACCCUCCGGUGAAAAGAUUGCAGCGAUUGCAGAAAAAUUAGACUUAAAAAAGAAUGUUGUUCGAGUUUGGUUUUGUAAUCAGAGACAAAAACAGAAGCGUAUGAAAUUUGCGGCGCAACACUGA